Messenger RNA from Cantharellus anzutake, 861 nucleotides. RefSeq names its product class II aldolase/adducin N-terminal. Gene Ontology annotation, cellular component: cytoskeleton. The coding region runs from base 1 to 861 and encodes 286 amino acids. The record is from RefSeq and is a predicted model, not a curated record. Gene Ontology annotation, molecular function: actin filament binding. Lineage: Eukaryota; Fungi; Basidiomycota; Agaricomycetes; Cantharellales; Hydnaceae. The transcript is spliced from 9 exons.
AUGAGCCAAAGAGCUACUAGUUUCUCUACCCUCACUACUGGAGCAACGUCAUCACACCCUGGCGCCCCCGCAAGGGUAACGUCUUCUAUCCUCUUGACCGCGAGUGACGAUCUUGCUAGGCAGCGCGCUAUUCUCAAGGAACGUCUCGUUCUUGGUUUGCGCAUCCUGCACAAGCAUGGCUUCGAGUAUCACGUUUCCCCCAGGAUAACCGUCCGCGAUCCAGGCGACCCUAACACUUUCUGGGUUCACCCCAUUGGACUUGCCUUCAAACUGGUAACGUCAACCGAUCUCAUGCUGGUCGACAGAGAUGGCAACUAUCUUGGAGGCGGCGGCGAUCGCUGCAGGAAAAUCAACGUCACUGCGUGCAAAGUUGAUUACCCUGUCUUUACUGCUCGUCCUGACAUUACAACGAUUUGCCACAUCCACUCCACUCAUGGAAUGGCGUUCUCUGCUCUUGGGCGACAUCUGGACAUGCUCACUCAGGAAUCCGCCGUCUUUUUCGAAGAGCAUAACUUGUACGCUGGUAGUGGCGAACUAGUAAGUAAGUCACAAGAAGGUCGUGAAGUUGCCGAAGCUCUUGGGAAAGGGAAAGCGGUUAUUCAACACAAUCAUGGCCUCAUGACGGUCGGUACAACGAUCGACUCAGCCCUGGCAUGGGCUAUUGUACUCGACAAGGAGUGUCAGGUGCAGUUAUUGACUCUUUCUACUGGUCUUUCUACAGUCAAGAUCCCUCCUGAGGAUGCCGCUUUGUUGAGGAGUUUGGGUGGAACCGAGGAGGACGGUGUUAGAAAAGCUGCGAUUUACUUCCAAGAAGCUGAAGCGGAAUAUUUCAGCGAGUCUUACCGCAAAGGAUACCCCUAG